This is a messenger RNA of Lodderomyces elongisporus, 672 nucleotides long. RefSeq lists its product as uncharacterized. Gene Ontology annotation, biological process: vacuolar transport. Lineage: Eukaryota; Fungi; Ascomycota; Pichiomycetes; Serinales; Debaryomycetaceae. Gene Ontology annotation, cellular component: endosome. The record is from RefSeq and is a predicted model, not a curated record. The transcript has a single exon. Bases 1 to 672 code for a protein of 223 amino acids.
AUGAGCAAAACAUCCCAGCCACGGCAACAGCAGCAGCAGCAGCAGCAGCAGCAGGGUCCGCCAUUUCCAAACAAUUACAUCCUGCGACAAGUCUCGCUGGCCGACUCUAAACCAUGCAUGAUCUGCUUCAAGCCAUCUUCAACCGUUCUAGUAUCAGAAAACCAGCAUGAUUUCUUUUACGUUUGCCCCUCGCAUUUGUUAGAUGACCAGUUUGCUACCCCCAUAAAACCAGAAUCAUACAACUUGUUACACCAAGAAGUUAAACAAAUAAAUCAGAGCGUGGCAAAGUUGCGCAAAGAUAUGGAAACAGAAAAACCAUACCUCUGGGGCAUGAGCAACUACUGGAAACUGAACAAUAAUGGAGAUAACCCGUCAACAAAUGACAACGACAACGACAAAGAAAAAAGCAAGAGUCAGGAGCAGAAUAACGACAAGGACGGUAAAAGCAAGUAUGAAACCCUUAAGGCACGACUAGCAGACCAAUUACAAAACCUCAAGGAGAAAGAAGAAGAAAUCAAACUGUUCAAAUUCAAAAAAUACCAAUUAGAACAAACUAUAUACAAGAACCGAUUGAUGCUUCACCAAAGGAGAAAGCACGAGAAAGAAAAGAGUGAAAAAUUACAACAAGAAGGCUUCUUUCCACAAGCACCAACCCACCAACUCACAAACUAA